AUGCAUUCUAUGGGGGAUGUGCUCACUUCAGAGCAAGAAGAGGCGUUUCAUUGGCGACUGAACGAGGCUCGAAAGGCCAAGGACAGAGGCAAUGUUGCGUUGGAAUUUGGGAGGCGGCAAAAGGAUUCUAAGAAGCUGCGCGAGGCAUCGUUUAGCUACAAAAAGGGUUGUUUGCUCCUGACUGAGUACAUCCCUGACACGAAUGAGAGCGCGGGAAGCAGCCUUCAGGACAUGUUAGUCAAACGGCAAGCGGGGGCCAGGCGGCACCCACUCAGCGAGGAGCAAUUCGCUGAAAUCAUGGAGUUGUAUGUUGCCUUGCAGAAAAAUCUGGCCCUUGUAAACUACCUUCUCGGUCGCCACGCGGAGGGAGUGAAGUGUGCAACAACUGUACUCUCGAUUUCUGGGCAUGAGAAUGACGAUAAGGCGUUGUUACGUCGCGCUCACUGCAACCACUGCCUUGGGGAUUUAAGAGCGGCAGAGACAGACCUGAAUACCCUGGAGCGUCUCAGCAAGGAUGGAAACGUGCCAAUUGAUUCAGCGGUGCCCGAUCUACGUAGACAAAUUGCGAAAACCAGACAACAGGCGUUGGAGAAGGAGCGCAAAAUGUGCGCAAAGAUGUUUGCUUAA
Molecule: messenger RNA, 627 nt
Organism: Trypanosoma cruzi
Lineage: Eukaryota; Euglenozoa; Kinetoplastea; Trypanosomatida; Trypanosomatidae
Exons: 1
Coding region: 1-627 (208 amino acids)
Molecular function (GO): protein binding
Source: RefSeq, a predicted model, not a curated record